This is a messenger RNA of Rhincodon typus (whale shark), 1046 nucleotides long. RefSeq names its product heparan sulfate glucosamine 3-O-sulfotransferase 3B1-like. Gene Ontology annotation, molecular function: [heparan sulfate]-glucosamine 3-sulfotransferase activity. The annotation marks the transcript as partial. The record is from RefSeq and is a predicted model, not a curated record. The transcript has a single exon. Lineage: Eukaryota; Metazoa; Chordata; Chondrichthyes; Orectolobiformes; Rhincodontidae.
UUUCAAAAUAUAAAUUUAUGUUUCUACAGGGGUCUGAUGCCCAAAACACUGGAUGGACAAAUCACCAUGGAGAAAACACCAAGUUACUUUGUCACCAAGGAAGCAGCUGCCCGAAUCUAUGCAAUGUCCAAGGAUGCCAAGCUAAUAGUGGUGGUUCGGGAUCCUGUCACGCGGGCUAUUUCUGACUAUACGCAAACUCUCUCAAAGAAACCAGAUAUCCCCAGUUUUGAGAACUUGGCCUUCAAAAACAGGACUACAGGCCUGAUUGACACCUCAUGGAGUGCUAUUCAGAUUGGCAUCUAUGCCAAGCACCUGGAGAAUUGGCUCCUUUAUUUCCCCAUGGGCCAGAUUCUGUUUGUGAGUGGAGAGAGGCUGAUCAGUGACCCAGCAGGUGAACUAGGCAAAGUACAAGAUUUUCUGGGUCUGAAGAGAAUCAUCACAGACAAACAUUUCUAUUUCAACAAGACUAAGGGCUUCCCCUGCUUGAAGAAGCCAGAGGGCAGCAGCAAGCCCCACUGCCUGGGCAAAACAAAAGGCAGAACCCAUCCCAACAUUGACCCAGAGGUGGUUCAGAGGCUGAGGGACUUUUACCGGCCUUUCAACAUGAAGUUUUACCAAAUGACAGGACAGAACUUCGGUUGGGAUAACUGAAAUACUAAGCAUGUAGAAUAUUACCAAUAAGACUUUUUUGAGUAAAAUAAUAAGAUGAAAAGAUAUACUGAGUAAAUUUGGACAUGAUGCUGUUGCUACUUUGUCCUGAUGUUCAAAUAUGCAUUUUUUGAGUUAUUUAUUUAAACUAUUAGCUACAUAUUACAAAAGGUUAUAGAAUGAGCACUCUAGCACAUUUGCAUUAGAGUUCAGUUUAACUUGGAAUUAUUUAGAAGUUUUAGUCACUUGUUAUCUCAAAAUUGCAAAACCCUUUCACAGAAAUUGUUAUUUUUACAGAGUUGCUAAUUCUUUGUAUUAUCUUAAUAUUUUAUUCACAGAUUGCUUUAACUGAGGGUGCUAUUUCUGUAUUGGGUAAUUUCUUUUACCUCAUUUAUGAG